UUUAUCCAACACUGUUAAAGCAUAUUUACAAUUAGAUGUGCCGAUUCCAAUAGCUCAUAAUUGUUUGUUUUGCUGCAGCUUGACUGAUUGAAUUUAUUUGAAUCGCCAUAAGACUUGAAGGUCAUGCAGGAGAAUGAAAAUGAUGUGGAAUAUAAACGCAGCGAAUUAACUCGCAGGCUAAACGCUGGCGAAAAUGUGAUAAUUCAGAGUGAUCGGGCAGCGGUGCUGCAGAACGUGGCUAAUCCCAAGGCGCAAUAUCAUUUUGUCGUCUUGCCCAAAGAGGAUAUUGAAAAUGUUAUUGCGCUGAAACGCGAGCAUCUUCCUCUUUUAGAGCACAUGAUGGAUCUUGCGAAUGAAGCUAUCGACAAGCAGCAAUUGCCGGCAAGUGAUUUUCGGAUUGGUUUCAAAAUGAAUGCGUUUAUGAAUCGGCUCAACAUGCAUGUCAUCUCUAAUGACUUCUAUUCAGGUUUCAUGCGUCGCAUUCAGCACUGGAACACGUUCAACACCGAUUUGUUUAUAACAUUUCAAGCUAUAUACGCUCUGCUUCAUGUGACGGGAUCUGUUGAGCCGAUGCCCGCUGAUAAGGUGGAACAGCUACUUCUAGCCACGCCCGUACAUUGCAAUCAGUGUCGUUUUUGUACUGACAACUUUGGCAAAUUCAGGCAUCAUUUGGCUUUGCAUUGGAUGGAUUGCGAAAAAGAACGUCUUUGGAAAAUGGGCGUGGGAAACAUAUCGCAGUGGAUGGGGCAAAUGCAGUUGAAUGGCAAUGAUCGAAUACCGUGCCAGCCGCCACUUAAUCCAUUUCAUCGUCAAAUGAUUCCCAUGCAGAAUAAUCCGUUCGUACAUCGCUUUCAAAGACCAUUUGGACCACAACUGCGUCCGCCAUUGCAGAAUCGUAACUCUAACAACAAUUGGCCUAGCUACAGGCAUCCAGCUCCGACUAAGCCCCCUACAAAUAGCUUGCAAAAACCGAAGGCUCAGUCAGCAUCCAAUGCAGAUCCUGACAAAAGCCCCGACCAUCAGCAAAACGAUACAAAGCCGUGUGCUAAAAAAAAAUGGUAUACGAAGCGCAAAAAUAAGUCAAAUCUGCAGACAAAGCCGGAAACUUCCAGUAGCAAAGCCAACGCCAAACUCACUUGAGAUGAGUCUUCAAGAAACCCAUUCGAUGUUAUCUAACGUUUUAUAUGUCUAUUAAUUUAACAGUUAUAUUGUUUAAGAUAACUUGUUAUGAGCCUGGAAAUAUUUUAAUGUUUAUUCCAAAUAUAUUCAGAGCCAGGCAAACUUUUAUUGACAAAAAUAAAAAAAAAAACUUA
This is a messenger RNA of Drosophila hydei, 1313 nucleotides long. RefSeq names its product aprataxin-like protein. Gene Ontology annotation, biological process: single strand break repair; double-strand break repair. Gene Ontology annotation, molecular function: double-stranded RNA binding; DNA 5'-adenosine monophosphate hydrolase activity; single-strand break-containing DNA binding. The transcript is spliced from 2 exons. NCBI's taxonomy places the organism in Eukaryota, Metazoa, Arthropoda, Insecta, Diptera, Drosophilidae. Gene Ontology annotation, cellular component: nucleus. The coding region runs from base 124 to 1140 and encodes 338 amino acids. The record is from RefSeq and is a predicted model, not a curated record.